Ostertagia ostertagi is the source of this 909-nucleotide messenger RNA. The record is from the annotation of a GenBank genome assembly. NCBI's taxonomy places the organism in Eukaryota, Metazoa, Nematoda, Chromadorea, Rhabditida, Trichostrongylidae.
AUGAUGAACGAACCGCUCUACAUCGCGUCCACACAAGGUCAAGUGGAUGGCUGUAAUGACGAUAGCAACUGUGACCAAUAUAUGCCUUUUGCAAAAUGUCAUACCACAGCAUCAGAUCCGGCAAAGCAUUUGUAUAAAGGCCUUUGUUACUCAACAAACGAGACGACAUUUAUUACAUCUGCCACUGAAGCCACUUCUGCAUCUACCACUGAAAUGGCCACAGAAGAGAGUACUACAAUGGCUGAAACGACUGAAGCAUCGUCUAUGACAACUGAAGGAAGACAACUAUGGAAACAACUGACAACUAUGGGUAUGACGACUGAAGAAACAACUAUGGGUAUGACGACUGAAGAAACGACUAUGGGUAUGACGACUGAAGAAACGACUAUGGGUAUGACGACUGAAGAAACGACCAUGGGUAUGACGACUGAAGAUACCUCUAUGACAAGUGAAACAACGGCCAUGACUACUGAAGUAACUUUUACAGAAGCAUCAACAACAACAACACCCUUUUAUAAUCCCAUGACAGACAUAAUUCGCAUGAAUAUUACCAACAUGCACAAUUAUCGCAGGUCAAGACUCGCCCAAGGAUUAGUCCCGAACGGUAUGACAGGCACUAAACUUCCCCAAGGAAUGAAUAUUUAUAAACUGACGUACAGCACGACAUUGGAGCACGACGCUCAAGCUUAUGCGAACACCUGCCCAUCCAUGGGCUCCAGUCAGUCGUCGCGCAGUGGUCAAGGCGAAAACUUUGCAACGAUUUCGACCAGCGAAGCUAAUUCAACCCUCGUAGCAAUUUUCAGAGCAAUUCAACAAUUUUGGCGUGUGAUCAAAUCGCAGAGCAUCAACCCGUCAAUGGUGUUUUCGGGAACGCUUAUUCAAAACGAAUAUUUGCAAUCAUUUACACAG